Molecule: messenger RNA, 2028 nt
Organism: Orbicella faveolata
Lineage: Eukaryota; Metazoa; Cnidaria; Anthozoa; Scleractinia; Merulinidae
Product: T-box transcription factor TBX2-like
Biological process (GO): positive regulation of DNA-templated transcription; cell fate specification; regulation of transcription by RNA polymerase II
Cellular component (GO): chromatin; nucleus
Molecular function (GO): DNA-binding transcription factor activity, RNA polymerase II-specific; RNA polymerase II cis-regulatory region sequence-specific DNA binding
Source: RefSeq, a predicted model, not a curated record
AUUUCAAAAUAAAUCUGGCAUGCAAAGCCUCCUGUGUGCCACAUACCAGGAAUGGUUUCCUGGACACGUUCUUUAGAAGCUAUUUGGCGUAGGGGACAUCAACGCGCUUGCAGAUGCAGGAAGAAGCGUUUCUAUAUUAAAAAUAUUGUGACAUGGCUGGCGAUCGGUUAGGCGACGAAAUCUACUGGCUGACAUUAGAAUAUGUGACAAGGAACAUGAAAAAGGUGCUAAUUCUUUCAGAAAAGAACACAAAAAUAUCACCUCCUCAAUGGAUUGCAUGUCAAUUACACAUAUCAAGCAUUAAUCUCGCCGCUUCUGAUUGGUCGCUGGAAAACGCUGGACCAAUCAGGUGAAGGGGUUCAUUAGUUCUUGUGACAUCUUACCUUGUACCGACGCAGCUGGAAUAAAACUCAUCAACAAUCGCGAGUUCAACCGAAGAGAGCGUGAGAGAAGAGUAGUAACAGCUAGCGAUAGUAUGGCGUACUAUCCGUUUUACCCGGCAAGGAUGAGAGAUUUUCGCGUCAGUUCUUUGCUCGAGGGAUGUUCUCAAUUUAUUCCUGGAGUGCCAGGAAGCAGUUCAACGAUUCCGAACAAUUUAAAAUCCAAUGGCCCGUUUCCGUAUUCACCGUACCAUCCACCGCAAAUGGCAAAACAACCUUCCCACUUCGGGCCAGGCGCCAUAUCGGGUCCCCCGCAACAAGUCCACAUGCCAGUUCACGAUUCGGAAAAGGAGAGUAUCGAUGUUUCUCUGGAAAACAAGGACCUCUGGCAGAGUUUCUACGAGGAGAAGACAGAAAUGGUUAUCACCAAGGCAGGAAGGCGAAUGUUUCCACCGGUCAAGGCGCGAGUCACCGGAUUAGACCCGCGGGCGAAAUAUUUCUUUCUGAUGGACAUUGUCCCAGCCGAUGAUUGCCGAUACAAGUUCCACAAUUGUCGCUGGAUGGUGGCAGGAAAGGCCGACCCUGAGAUGCCAAAACCACUCUACAUGCACCCGGAUUCACCGAGCACAGGGGCGCAGUGGAUGCAGAAAACCAUUUCAUUUCACAAAAUGAAACUCACCAACAACAUCGCAGAUAAAUAUGGCUAUCUCUUUAUUCAUUCGUUCUUUAUCCCGUUUUUCUUUCAGACAAUUUUGAACUCUAUGCACAAGUACCAGCCACGAAUUCACGUUGUGAGAGCGGACGAUACGUACAAACAUCCUUAUAGCAAUUUUAAGACUUUCACAUUUCCCGAGACGGCUUUCAUUGGAGUGACGGCUUACCAAAAUGAAAAGAUAACCAAGUUAAAAAUCGACAACAACCCUUUUGCGAAGGGUUUCCGCGAACAAGGAGCUGGCCAUCGAAGGCGGUUGGAAAGAAGGUACUACUUUGUCAUGUUCUGUUGUGUCACACCAAUUUGUUUGAAUUUCAUUUUCACUAUCAUCUUAGUGCCACUUUAAUCUGUUUCACUUAAACGCUGACCCCUUGGGUACAACUACUUAAUACCCGAGGCGAAGGCCUCAAAUUUUUGGUACAAAGAAACAUGAAAAAACAACUAUUUUGACACACAAAGCCGCGAACAAGCCACAAUGACUUGUUCUGCGUGCGCGAUUUUCACACUUUCUUUAUCACCUCUUCGUAUUCAUUUUGAAGGCAACGCAGCAACCCAGGGCAUUCCCAACACGACGAAGACGAUGAAAAUAACAGUGAUGAAGACGAAAAUAGCAAAGAACAGGGCGCCGCAGGUUCCUCAAGCGAAAUUCACACCGGUAAGUUUAAUUCGUUUUACGACACCGCCUUCUUUGAAUAGCGAACGCGCUCAAAAGAAAUGUGCCGCAGCGGCCGCGGCAGGGCAACUUCUGCGGCUUUCAAACACUCCACUUUUCCAGCGGAAUAAAACUCUAUUGAACCUCUUUUUAUCAGCGUUUAUGCGAAAGAAUUCUAGACACUUAAAACCCAUUUAUUUGAUUGCAAAGUUCGAUUUAAAAGUUCGUUUUCAAUGAUUUGACCUUAAACUGGGUUUUCGUUGGUGCUAUAGAGAGUUUACUAC